Molecule: messenger RNA, 1578 nt
Organism: Acipenser ruthenus (sterlet)
Lineage: Eukaryota; Metazoa; Chordata; Actinopteri; Acipenseriformes; Acipenseridae
Product: ALK and LTK ligand 1-like
Exons: 6
Coding region: 443-913 (156 amino acids)
Biological process (GO): positive regulation of ERK5 cascade; positive regulation of ERK1 and ERK2 cascade
Molecular function (GO): receptor tyrosine kinase binding; receptor signaling protein tyrosine kinase activator activity
Source: RefSeq, a predicted model, not a curated record
AACAUGUGGGGCUUGUCCCAGUUGGAUUCCUCAGCUACAAUAAGCCGGCGCAUUCAGACACAUAUAAAUUACCGUGUUACAGAAGGGGUUACAGCAGAUAUUGACUUUCAAUUGUGAUGUACUGCCUAAAAAGGCACAUGGGCUAAAGGGAGCGACCACGAGCGAAAAAAAAACAAUACCAAAGAUGUCUUCACUGUUUGCCACCCACCCGAAGUCGAUAGUAUUGAAUUCAACUAGCACUUGCUGAGAAUAAAAAAGUGAACCCGUAUGGUUUCUUGCAAGACACAAGAAAGACAACGCACGGAUCAACAGGCUGCUAUCUCCUUCAAAAACCAAACCAGCAGUACCGGGGAGAUUUUUUGUUGAUUGAUUCAACAUUCUUUGCAGACUUCAAAAAAAAAAAAAAAAAAGCUUUCGUCCACAUCUUAAAGUAUAGUAAGCGAUGCAGACUGAAAGGAAAUGGCACAUAGUCCUGGGCAUUAUCUUUCUGCUGGUCACCUCGGGCCAAUGCAUGGACAGCAAGGAAUCUAGGCAGAAAGAAAGGAGGACACUUCUGGAUCUCAUCCUACAGGUCAUUGGGGAGAAGCAAGGUGACAAAGAUGUCUCCCGGCAGUAUGCCGGGGGAAUUUACUCUGUAGAUCAAGACUACAAAUUUUCCUCCAGAGAAAAGGCCUUGUUUGUUCCCCAGCUGGACAACAACAGACCAAUAGAAAUUGUCCCAAGAGAUGUUAACUUGAAAGACAAGUUUAUAAAACAUUUCACGGCAGGACCAGUCAAGUUCUCAGCUGAAUGCAGCAAGCAUUUCCAUCGACUCUAUCACAACACAAGGGACUGUUCCAGACCAGCAUAUUACAAAAGAUGUGCAAGAUUGCUAACGCGGUUAGCAAUGAGUCCCCUAUGUACACAGUCUUAGAAAUCUGCCAUGUCCAAUUAAAAUGAAGAUGGAACUCUAAUUUGCCAAGAAAGUGCCUUGGAAUCUUACCUAAGAUGGUCCUUCUAAUGUCAUCUUGAUAACUUUUUUUUUUGUGGUUUACAAAACAGUUUUAUUACUGAACACCUUUUAUUUUCAUAUAUUUGAAACAUUCCUUUUUGUGUUAAUAAAAAAUAUAUAUUUUCUAUUCAUAAUAUUACUGCUAGUGUUGAUGUAAGUCAAUUAUUUAUUAAAAUACUAUGUAUAUAAUGAUCUGCAGUGACAACAUGUUUCAAUCAUAAGCAGAAGAUCAAGUGUAUUGGCGAGAUAUUUUUUUCAUUAUACUCAUGCCAUUUUUUCUCAGUCUGAUGCUCACAUAUUGCACUGAUCUUAAUGUAAGACAACAUGUAACUGACUUAUUCUGAGAACUCUUGUUUCUUUUAAGUUAACUUGCUGGAUAUUAUGAGCUUUGUGAAUAUGCAGUUGCAUAUUAUGAAAUGUUGCUGAGACAAACACAGUGCUUUUCAAGAAAAUUUGUAUAGCUGUUAUUGAUUAUCAUCAGUUACACCUGAACUGGCACUUCUGUAAAAGUUUGCAAAUAAUGUAAAUAAUGACAAAGAUUGGAAGACUGCAAUGCAGUCUUGGAGGAAUAAAGAUUAUUAAUCAAA